AUUUACAACAAGAGUCCAGUACGCCUUGAAUCCAACUGUCAACUUGACUGAGUGGAUCACUGGCCAGCUUCGAGAUCCGGGGGGAAGUGGGCCGCCCGACCCAGACUUGCCGUCUCACUCAGCUCCAACUACAUCAGCUACUUCCCCCCCGCCUUCAUCAUCAUCGGCUUAUUUCCUCCUUCCAUAAACAUCGCCGUUACUGUAGUUUAUAAUAAUGUCGACCGCGAAGUUCAGAGUCACCGAGCACAUCAUCCCCGCGUGUUAUGUUCGGGAGUAUGCGGGCAGUACCGUGGACCAAGAAGAUGUCCUGCAUCUCCACAUCAAGCAAUACACGCCUCGCCAUCUACCCGAUCCCGUCCCGGCUGAUGCUGUCACCAUCAUAGCAGUUCAUGCUGUGGGCUUCCCCAAGGAGCUUUACGAGCCACUCUGGGACGAGCUUCUCGCACGGUCCGCUCAUUCCAACUUUCACAUUCGCGGUAUCUGGAUAGCGGACGUUGCCAACAUGGGCAUGAGUGGAGUAAUCAACGAAGAUAAACUUAGCAUGGACUGCUCAUGGAUGGACCAUCCCCGCGACCUUCUCCUGAUGAUCAACCACUUCCGCGACCAGAUGCCCCGACCGCUAGUAGGGGUGGGCCACAGCUUUGGAGGUACCAUCAUUACGAAUCUGGCACUGAUGCACCCUCGUCUACUAACCUCAGUCAUCCUCUUCGACCCGGUAAUUCAACGAUUGCCGCCCAAGAUGGGCUUUGGCGCUGAUCCGCCCGGUCCUGUCAACUUUGCCUUGUGGCGUGAUGACGUCUGGCUAAAUAGGGCCGCUGCUGCUGCAGGCUACAAGAAAGUGUUCAAGAAAUGGGAUCCCCGUUGUCUCAAACUAAUGGUACAGUAUGGGUUCCGGGACCUGCCCACGGCCCUGCAUCCCGACCUGCCCGACAAUGUAGACGCUGCCGACCCGCCUGUCACGCUGACCACGACCAAGUAUCAUGAUGUGCUGGGCCAAAUCCGGGAACGCUUCCACGCUGGAAUGACAGAUGGCCAGGUUCAGUUGGAUCGCUCAACCCAUGCGGAUGUGGACCCCUCUGUGGCUGUUCUUCCGGUGUAUCGGCCCGAACCACCCAGUACAUUCCACAAGUUGCCAUCAUUACGACCGUCGGCCCUCUUCCUGCUUGGCGAAGUGAGUUAUUUGAAUCUCAAGGAUCUUCGGGAAGGAAUCAAGAGCUGUGGUCAAGGGGUUGGGGGCAGCGGGGGAAAAGACAAGGUCAAGGAAGUUACUCUACCCAAACAAGGCCACUUCUUCGCCUUUGAGGUGGUGGGAGAGACAGCCGGCCAUUGUGCCAGCUGGUUAGAUGAGGUUAUGCGCGGAUACCGCGACACUGAGCGGGAGUGGAAGGAAAAGAAACAGAAGAUGGCUAAACGCGAUCAUUUGGUGCUGAAUGAAGAAUGGCGCAGGGUGAUCAAGUCUCCCAGUUCAUUCCGCGCAGCCAAGUCACGGAAAAGCAAACUAUGAGAUCUUAGUAGUUGCCUCACUCUGACACCUGGCUUUCGACUAAAGUAAUAAUACCAUAGUGCUUUUUUCGGAAUUAUUCAAGGAGAAUCCAAACUUCAGCAGAUCCUGUG
Molecule: messenger RNA, 1614 nt
Organism: Aspergillus piperis CBS 112811
Lineage: Eukaryota; Fungi; Ascomycota; Eurotiomycetes; Eurotiales; Aspergillaceae
Product: alpha/beta hydrolase
Exons: 4
Coding region: 215-1504 (429 amino acids)
Source: RefSeq, a predicted model, not a curated record